Caenorhabditis angaria is the source of this 603-nucleotide messenger RNA. Lineage: Eukaryota; Metazoa; Nematoda; Chromadorea; Rhabditida; Rhabditidae. The record is from the annotation of a GenBank genome assembly.
AUGUUGUUCAAGGUUUUGCAAGUGAGUUUGAAUAUUUUGGAUGUGGAAAAUAUAUGUUUCUUCAGCACUCAUUCAGUUGAUAAUUGUCUUAGUUCAAAAAUCAUAUCCAAAUGCUGAUACAGUAAAUUAUCUCUUCAUAUCUGGUUUGAUUAUGGUUAAUAUUUUAACAAUGCGAUCAUUUCUUUCUUGUGGAAUCGCAAUUGAAAGAUGUUUAGCCACAUUCUUCCCAAUAGUUUUUCACAAACAGAGGCAUAAACUAUCAAAUAUUCCACUAUUGUUGUUUUUCUUUUCUACUGGAGUUUUUGAUGAUUUUAUGUUAUUUUUCUAUUGCGGAAUGAAGUUUCCACUAGACGCCACAUGCACUUUUUAUCUGUGUUUGGUGCCUUUGAAAUAUUGGGAUUUUGCAUUAUUCAUAUCAGCUGUUUAUACCAGUAUCAACUAUUCGUUUUCAUUUUUGUUAUGUUUCAAAUUAUUUUCUGCGAAAACAAAACUCAAACCAGAUAUCAAAAAAGUAUGUCACUUGUAGCAAAAUGAAUCAAAAUAAAAUAUUUCCAGAUAAACUAUCUGUGCCUUACCGACGGAUUAUCUUCUCUAUUUUUUUGA